Phymastichus coffea is the source of this 7707-nucleotide messenger RNA. It is a transcript of the gene mesh, whose product is annotated as protein mesh. Gene Ontology annotation, biological process: cell-matrix adhesion. Lineage: Eukaryota; Metazoa; Arthropoda; Insecta; Hymenoptera; Eulophidae. The transcript is spliced from 16 exons. The record is from RefSeq and is a predicted model, not a curated record. The coding region runs from base 50 to 3721 and encodes 1223 amino acids.
CGUAUUCAAACGUGCAGAAAGAAAAAGAAGAAAUAUAGUCGUGUUGAACAUGCAUCCAAAUAAAUGUUGGGUGUUAAUCCUUCUGCCAAUUUUAGCCGUGCAAGGACAACUGGAAAUAUUCGAACGCGCUUUUGGUCUAAACGAACCAGUGGGCGGUGCUAAAACUGAAAUAUCCGAAGUUGAAGAUUUGACUCAUGGAAGUAUUAGUCCCGUUGCUGUGGAAAUGCCGAUCGAUCAAAAUGUCGAGCAAUUGCAACUCGAUGCAACGGAAAUUGCAUCAAGAAUGCUACUUACCGAUGAGAUGAAUAGUGCCUACGUUAGUUAUGAUGCAUCGGACCGUCCCGAAUGGGAGCAGCACUCGCCGGAUUUGAAUCAAUUGCCGGCCAACUACGUCAUCAGCGAGACCAGACUGAAAGAAAUCAGAUCCAAACUGAUGUACUGGUACUUUGGUAAGGGUGGCAACAACCACAUGGGCGACUAUCAAAGGGACAUUCACAAUUCAAUAGCGCAGAUUCACAAGAACUUCAACUUCCAAUUGCCGUUCUUCGGCUUUCGUUACAAUUACACGAGGCUAUCGAUGAAUGGUUUUCUGGAAUUCAGCGAUCCACCUGAGCAUUAUACUUAUCCACUGGUAUUUCCAGUAAAAGACUGGCCUAAAAGCAACGAUCCAGCUUUCAUUGGGAUUUUCUUUAGCAAAUGUCGCAUUGGCAACCUCAAUCUAGAUGACGCUGAUCGCCGCAAGCCUGGCGUUUAUUUCCGUCUAGAGCGCGAUCUUCAGAAGAGGACCGACAAGUUUGGUGUGGAGGUGCGCGAGCGCCUGGUGUGGGAUAUUCGCGAGGGUGUCGUCGGUGCGGAUACUUUCCAGCCGAAACAUGCGGUGAUUGUCACGUGGAAGAACAUGUCAUUCGCAGGUGGUAUCGAUAUAUCCCUUGGCAGUACCAACACCUUUCAGAUGGUAUUGGCUACCGAUGAAGUCUACACUUACGCGAUCUUCAAUUAUCUUAAUAUACAGUGGACCACCCAUACCGAAGCAGGUGGUGACACUACUGGUGGAGAGGGUGGUGUACCUGCUUACAUCGGGUUCAACGGGGGAAAUGGGACGCAAAGCUACGAGUACUUGCCCUACUCGCAAAUGUCAACGUUGCGCGACCUUCCAAGUCGCGGCUGGGUAAAUGGUUUUCCCGGUAGGCAUAUUUUCCGUAUCGACGAGAAAAUCAUGCUUGGCAACUGUAACAAGGAUAUUGCCGGAGCACAUUUGCCAUUGACAUUUGCACCGGAAAGUGGCAAUAUGUUAGGUGGUACAGUUGUCAAUAUCACUGGUCCAUGCUUCCAACCAACCGACAAGAUCAAGUGUCGUUUUGACACUGAAGUAGUGGCCGGCAAGUAUGUUGACACGAAUAGGGCUAUUUGUGUGCAGCCAUUUGUGUUGGCUGAAGGCUAUGUCAGAUUGGCGGUAUCCAUCAACGAGGGUAGAUACGACUGGAAAGGAUUUUACUUCAUUGAGGCACCAUCACAGGCAACUGAGAAAAUAUUCUUUACCACGCGAGCUGUUCACGAGCGCGAUCCGGCUGAAAUAAAGAUUACUUGGAAUCAGUAUAACUUGACUAGUAACACUGCCGCAGUCGUGCAAAUAUCACUUUGGGGCUAUAGAGAGACGACCAUUAAACCUGAACUCGAAUACAUCAACAUGAUUGAAGAAGGUACCACCAACACUGGCGCAUAUACGAUAACCCCUGCAAAUUUCAAAAAUAGACAAGACUAUAGAACUCUUGAUAUGGAAUUUGGAUUUAUUCAGAUAAACUUAACCAAUCCUCAUCAAUAUAAUGAUCUUGAAAUUAGCCCAGUACUGUGGAGUCGUCCCAUCCCUUUAGGCUGGUAUUUUAAUCCACAAUGGGAGCGUCGAUACGGUGAAAAAUGGCCUCAUUACCUAUGUGAUAAAUGGCUCAUGAACGAUCGCUACCUCAAAAAUUUUGCUGCGGGUAUAUCUUUGUGUCCUUGUACUCUCGAACAUGCACUUUCCGAUAAAGGACGUUUUUUAGCCGAUCCAAACUGCGACAAAGACUCGAACCCCGAUUGUUUCUAUAACAAAGGUGCCGUACAUUGCGUUAUCACCGGUGCACCUAAUUGGGACGGUUCCGAGCAACAAUGUUGCUAUGACAAGAACAGUAUGCUGAUGUUAUCGUAUGAUCAGCAAUGGGGUUCCAAGCCACGUCGUUCUCACAAUCUUGGUUUCUUACCGUGGAACGAAGCUAACAAAGUUCCUACUUUGUCACAGUGGUACCACGACGUUCGUCCUAUGUAUACCUGUUGUUUUUGGCAAGAAGAGCAAGCCGUUGGUUGCGAAACUUUACGUUUCGAACGCCGCCCGUCUCAGGAUUGUAUUGCAUAUCAAUCACCGGCUAUUGGUGCUGUAUUUGGUGAUCCCCAUAUUGCAACUUUCGAUGGUCUUGAAUACACUUUCAAUGGUAAAGGAGAAUUUGUAUUGGUAAGGGUAGAUGAUUUGAAGGAUAAGCUCGACAUUCAGGGAAGGUUCGAACAGUUGCUUGAUAAUUUUUGGGGAGAGGUCAGAGCUACACAUCUUACUGCUAUUGCAGCGAGAGGUAACAAUACAGCAACUAUCGAAGUGAGGUUGAGACCAAGUUACGCGCAAUGGCGUUACCGAUUGGACGUGUUCAGCAACGGCAAGCGUGUAUACUUUGAUCGGAAUUCUCUAAAAGUUCAACAUUUCCCUGGUGUCAUUGUCUACACUCCCAACUAUAUUCUCAAUCAAAGUGAAGUUAUAAUAAUGUUCGAUACCGGUGCUGGUGUUGAAGUUAUAGAAAAUCAAGGUUUUAUGUCAGCUCGAGUGUAUCUACCUUGGACUUACAUGAAUAAAACUAAAGGACUGCUUGGUAACUGGAGUCAUGACAUCAUUGAUGACCUGACUAGUCCAGAUAAUCUAAUAACGUCUAGCAGCAAUUUGAAUAAUUUUGAAACGGUGCACAAAGACUUUGCCAUAAAAUGGAUGUUAGAGGAUAAAGAAGAUCCAACUAAAGGUGGGGCUUUAUUUCAUCGCGAGUCUGGACGUACUGCCAGUUAUUACAACAACAAAACGUUCGAACCUGAAUGGAGAAAAAUGCCUGAAGAAUUUCUGAACAGUACUCGGCAGGAGGAUAUUCGCAAUGCACAUGACUACUGCGGUGACUCUUAUCAGUGUAAAUACGAUUAUGCAAUGAGCUUGAAUCGUGAUUUGGCGCAUUUCACGAAGAAUUACUAUGACACCUGGACGCAAAUACGGGAGACCAAUCUAAAAAGGACGAUAUCGUGUGGAAUUUUGGAAACACCUCGAUUUGGUCGUAAAAGUAACUUCUUGUUUAUACCGGGUACGAGAGUGACGUUCGAGUGCAAUCAAGGUUUUGUACUUGUCGGUGAUCAAAGGAGAAUUUGUUUGCCUGAAGGACGUUGGGACUUACCUGAAUAUGGAUACACCGAGUGUCUUCGUCAGCAAGAAUACGCCUCCCGACAGGCAGGAAUGGCAUUUGGCAUCCUACUCGCAAUCUUCAUACCUAUAUUAUUACUUGGCGUCUGUGUGGCUUACCGAUUAUUACAGAGUCGUCGGGAGGAACGCGAGUGCGAGGAAGCUCUUGACAGGACUAGGAGGCAGGAAAUACAGAGAAUACGCAAACUCAAUGAAGCGCAGGAUACACCUGGGUCUACCUUUGAAAAGAGCCCGGACAAUUAAUUUUAUAUUGAUUAUAUAGUUGGAUAUUUAUUUAUUUGACGAAGGGUGCUCGAAUGAGAUGAAUAAUAUGUUUAUUAGGAACCAUUCUACUUCCAUGGAUAUCGAUUUAUUUCACUUUGACAAUUAAAUAAUCAAAUGAAUGCGCUUAGAUUUUUUAAAUACCAAAUCGUAUUUUCUAUGUCGUGUAUUUUUUACAUAUUAUUUAAAUAGCUAAGAUAUAUCUUUUAAGUGUCAAGUAAACAAUAUUAAUUAUUGAGACCAUUUUUAUAAAUAUCAUUUUAUUUACAUAUACAACAUCUUAUAAUUUCCAACCUACAUAUAUUCUAUAAGAGCUAUAUGUCAUACCAGUUAGUUUAUUGGUUUCAUAAUACUGAGCUUAUAAUAAUGUUUUAUACCUUUAUACUUGGAUAUGCUACCAUUAAGAAAUAACUUUUAAUUAGUAUAAACAUUUUAUUUAGGUUGUAUUACAUGCACAAUUAUAAUGAUAAUAAAUGAUGGAACACAAUUUAAAUAUAUUUUAUUCUUGCCACUAUCAUAAAAUAUGUUACACAUUUUAUGCGCGCGCGUGCACGUAUAGUCUGUCCUAUUUUAACUUAGACAAUAGGAUAUCUCAAAAUUUUUCAGGAAUCAACUGACAAUAAUGUCAAAUUUAACUGUAAACAUGAUUUUGAAGAUCAUUUCAAGGUUAAAUUUGUUUUCUUUUUAAAUAAUACGCAUUUGUGGAGGUUCAACCCAAAGUCAUGCGAUAUUUAAACUUAAUCUUUUAUUCUGAAUUCGAAAUAUUAAGUUUGAACGCUGACGUAAGAAGCGAAGUAGUCUUACUCACGAGAGAAUGCUUAUCACGUUAGUGACAGAAUGUAAUCAUACGGCGUAAAAAACCCUUUCUUCUCAGUUACUUAAGUUCAGUAUUUAAGCCUUCUCACUAACUAUAAAAUCUUACAGUCCCUGGAGAAGGUGUGUAUACGUGCGUUAAGGUAAGAUCGUAUAGAAAUCCAGGCAGUCAAGGCUUUUGCCGCAUACUAAAGAUGCAUCCAUUCAAUUCGUAUCGGGAAUGCGGGACGACCCUCAUAUCAGGAGUUGGGGAAGAUCACCCGACGAUCAUGCGAUACUCAAAUUUCUUUUUUUAUUCCGAAUUCGGAAUAAGCGGAAAAUUCUACAAAUGAGCUUUUAUGUUGUGAUCAAUCAUUUUUUCUACAUUGCCGUACCGGUUGUUAAGCUGUCUGUUAAUUUGUACAGAGGUAAGGAGCCAGGGGGCCUUACUCACAAUAAUUGCUUAUCGCGUUAUUGACAGGACCUACCAGUCGCAAAGCUUUUGGCCCGUAGCUGCUUAAGUUCAGUGUUUUAACCUUCCUCCCAGCUACAAGAUUUUAACUCCUGCAGAAGGUUGUACGCGUGCGUUAAGGUGUAAGAUCGUGUAGAAACUCAGGCAGUCAAGGCAAGAUCAUACACUAAAGAUGCAUCCAUUCGAUUAUGAAUGAAAUGUUUGAAAUGUCCACCACUAAUUUCGCAAACACAACGGCAAUCGCUGGUGAAAAUUACGCUGUAUAUUUCUGUAUAUUUCCGAACUUAUCGUUUCACAAGCUCUUCUAAGGAGAUCCCUCAUAAAUAAAAUUUUUCACAUAUCCCCACGAAAAUAAAUUAAGUAGGCUCAAAUUAGGUGAUCUAGGAGGGUAUGCGAUUGAUUGACUUUGUCUAAUUCGUCAAUCUAAAAAUUGCUGAUUUAAGAGCGUUCGAACGAUAUAAAAAUAAUAAGCAGGAGCACCGUAUUUUGUUGAAGCCAUUCAUUCAAUUUAACUACAAUCGGAACAUUCUCAGGGUAUCCUGUCAAAUUAUUUUAGUGAAAUGCUAAAUACAUUGGACCAUCAAUAGCCCGUUCAAAACAAUUACGUGACCAUUGAACAUGCCAACCCAUAUAUGUUGACUCCAAAGAUGUUGAUUGAGUACCUCACGAUAUCUAUGUGAACUCGUUGCUGACAAAUAAUUUCUCUUGGGUCUAUUCAAACUCCCGUUUCUAUUGAAUAUUACUUCAUCGCUGAAACAAAACUUCCAAACAAAAUCAGGAUUUUCAUUCAACAUGUCUUGAGCCCAUCUAAAAAAUUAUGUCCUAAGUAUAUUAUCUUAACUAGACUUAAUUAGACUUAAUUCUUGUGCGACGAGUAGAGUAAUGUGACAAGAAUGAUAUCGGAUAGAUUUCAAUAAUCUGUGAACCGUAGUUCGAGGAACUUACUUACCGUUCGGUUUAACUCGAGGAUUUAAAUGGAUCAUUACCUGUUCGCGCAUACUACGCUCCCUAGUUUUCUUGAUCACUUGCACACUUUUUCUUAAGACAACAGUUUUUCGAUGGACGAAUGACCCGAAACCAAGCAGUAAACGUGCGUGCUCUCGUGUUUCAACAGUAGCUAUGCCUGGUCCACAUGUUAGAAAUGUGGCUCUCAAUCGCCUCGCUGAGCAUAUUCACACUAACCGGGGAAACCCUAGCCUAUAAACGUGUGAAUUGAAAUUAGUCUGCAAGAAGUGGUCACCCUAGCGCCCUCCACUCAGGUAGCGAAUGAUAAACACGCGCCAUGUGUCACUCUCCUCGACCGACUGGACCCUUUGAGGACCCAAAGCAGAAAAGGGAGGAAAACUCUCCACCCACUUAUCGCCGCUUUCUACGAGAUGUUCUGCGAGCAGAGGCGCUGUCGUCAGUUCAGUUGUCUGAAUAUCUAGUUAUGCACACUCACCUAAAGAUACCUCUCCGUCUUAGUUGUGUCUCGCACGUGCGAUCCUCUGUGACAGCUACGAGUUUACUGACAAGUUCUCUGCAAUAUUCAUCGUACGUGCGUGCAUGUGUAUGUAUUUCUGCAAAUUACACCGUGCGCGCGCCUCGUGGGCAUCUGACGGGGCUAGCGACGGAUCUUCCACUGCGCUAGCUAAGAACCCUUCGCUCCUAUAAGGUGUGGCCAAACCCCGCUGCCUCCAAAUUGGCAACCCGGAAGUAUCGUAGUGAGGGCUAUUUCCGUCUUCGAGACGUCGGAACUACGUGCUCCUCUCUUCGUCCUAGCGUCACCUUCCCAUUCGACGAGAACUUAAUUGCUCGAGCGUUGGUCGUCCAAAGGUCAGAGAGCUCUCAACCUAAGCGCGUCCAACUGGCCAAUUUAUCGAUUUUUGUACAGGCUACGCGAGCCUCACCGUUAAUUAGUUAAUAGUAUUACAAAUUGGAUUGUUAUAACAAUUAACUUGAUUUGUAUCCAUCUCACCGCGUUUUCCCUCCCUAUGAGAUUUUUUAUGUACGCUAAUAAAUUCUCGAUUUAUCAUACAAAUAAUUUCAUUAUUUGUGCACCUACACACCCUUCACCUAGUAGUAACUUUUCACUUUCCUCUUGUUCUUUUAAAUUAAACAAUACUAAAACUAUAAUCAACCUCAUGGAUUAUUUUUAUUUUAGAGUUCUAUUUUUUCGUCAUUGACAACGUAUUAGAUUAUUCCGUGAUCUCACUUCAAUGUCUAUCACUUAUUAUGGUGAAGAAUGGCGCCGACUGGGAGAUCUUUAGGCUUAAGUACGAGCAGUAAAAAUAUAAUUACUAUUGCAUUCACUAAUAUUAUUAUAAUGUUAACAGCUUCAUUGAGAGGAUAGUUAGUCAUUCUACAUAUUUCUUAGAGAUACUAAACGCAUGAAGCAUUGUAAUAGAGAACUAUGGAAUCGAAAAAAUGUUCGUACUAAAUCAUAAACGAGAGAAAGCUUUUUUUAUUGUUGAAGACAGUGUUUUUUUUUAUCGACAAAAAAGAUUCUUAUACUUUUCUGGAAUGUAACUUUAUUGAAGUUAUAAGAAUCUCUCUAAUAUCACAGCUUUAUCUGAUGAUUACCUUUUUAUUGCAAUCGUGAACUUAGGCGGAUCAGGGAUAUCGGGCUGCGUGAGUGAUAGGUCCUGUGAAUAUCGCAGUAAGAAGUCGAUUGUGAGUGAGACUUCUUGGCUGCCUAAGUCAGUGUGAACCCCAACAACCAAUG